Lodderomyces theae is the source of this 429-nucleotide messenger RNA. RefSeq lists its product as uncharacterized. The transcript has a single exon. The coding region runs from base 1 to 429 and encodes 142 amino acids. NCBI's taxonomy places the organism in Eukaryota, Fungi, Ascomycota, Pichiomycetes, Serinales, Debaryomycetaceae. The record is from RefSeq and is a predicted model, not a curated record.
AUGUCCAGCUGGGAUCAAACAACAUUUAGCUUAUCACCCCGCUCUAAAGGGUGCUACUUGGUCACCGACGAAGUUUACCAAAAAGUGCCUCAGAUCCGCGAUUACGAAGUAGGAAUUUUGAAUCUAUUUUUACAGCACACAUCUGCCGGUCUCACAUUGAAUGAGAACUGCGAUCCGGAUGUUAGAACAGACAUGAAUACAGCAUUGGAUAGGAUUGCACCAGAGGGAAACCAUUACAUCCAUGCCGAUGAAGGUGCCGAUGACAUGCCUGGUCAUAUUAAAAGUUCCACCGUUGGUGUAAGUUUAUCUAUUCCUAUCACCAAUGGUAAAUUAAACACAGGUACUUGGCAAGGCGUCUGGCUAUGCGAGUUCAGGACCUACAAACAUUCAAGAAGAAUCGUUGCAACUAUAAAUGGAAAAAAGAAGUGA